AUGACCCAUCGGACUCCGGAUCACCCGUCGCCUCCGCUUGACCUGUACCCGAUCGAAGUCAAGGUCCGAGCUAUAGAGAAGGCCGCAUUGGCCAAAAUCUUCUUCGAGACUUACUACAAUGAGCUUCUGGACGACCGCCCGACGUCACGCUCCGUGCGCCUCAGGAACUUCAGAGACCAACUCGAUAACAAUCCACUCUUGCGUCCCGAAGCAAGGGAAAGACUCGAGGCGGCCUUCUUCCACCAGGAGAGUGCUCAUCUCCGGGAGUACAGGACCCUACAGUGCCAGAGUCUCAAGGCUGCCACUGGCCGUAUCGAGGACGGCCGUGGUCCCUGUUUGCAGAACUACAAGAGCAUCAAGAUUCUCGGCAAAGGAAGCUUUGGCGUCGUAAAACUGGCGCGGGAAAUCCGUCAAACCCAGACGACGAACGAUUAUGGACUUGGUGGAAAACUGUUCGCCGUGAAGGUUAUCAAAAAAUCGGACAUGAUUCGGGGUUGCCAGGAAGGCCACCUGCGUGCGGAAAGGGACUUUCUCAUUGCUUCCGAAGCCUCUCAGUGGAUCGUCCCUCUCAUUGCCAGUUUCCAGGACGCCACCAGCCUGUACCUUGUUAUGGAUUAUAUGCCCGGGGGCGAUUUCUUGGGGUUCCUCGUUCGCGAGAACAUGUUGAAUGAGAAUGUUGCGCGCCAUUACGUUGCCGAGAUGAUCGUCUGCGUGGAAGAGGCCCACCGGCUCGGCUUUAUUCACAGAGACGUCAAGCCCGACAACUUCCUGAUCGACGCCCGUGGACACCUGAAGAUUUCCGACUUUGGACUGGCCUUCGACGGGCGAUGGCCUCACGACAAGUUGUACUACCAAUGGCAUCGCGAGUCUUUGCUACGGAAGCUGGGUAUCAAGCUCGACGGCGACAGGGAGGACAGAAAGGAAAAGACUUCGAGGUCGUCCAAGCGGCGGAUUCCGCUGGUUGGACACCUGCUUGACUGGCGGGCUACCCGGAAUCGCUCCUUUGCACAGUCAGUCGUCGGCACCAGCCAUAUUGGCAUCAUCCUGUUCGAGUGUCUGUACGGCCAUACUCCUUUUCUCGAUGUAAACGGUCGGCGCCAGACCAAGUUAAAUAUCCUGAAGCACAACCAUACCCGUUUCUCGUUCCCCGAAGAGCCCCGGGGCAUCAGUUACGAAUGCCAGGACUUGAUUCUGCAUUUGCUGCGAGACAAGAGAGACCGCCUUUCCUCGUACAAGUACCGGGAACAAGACAUCCACAUGGCGUUCGACUUGGCCUUCCCUCCUUGCCAAUAUGUGUUUGACGAGGACGACGCCGUGGAUAUCAAGAGACAUAGCUGGUUUAGGGGCAUCGAUUGGCAGAACUUGCACCGCACGCUCCCUCAUUUCGUACCCUACUUGCAGAAUCCCGAGGACACGCGCUACUUUGACGAAGACGAACCCAUCGCAGACUGGUCUGAAUCGCUCGAGGAUGAUCAGCACAGCGAGCCUCCCGAGCCCCCUUGUUCGGCCAAGAAAGUGCGUCACGUCUUGCGUCGCGAGGGAUUUGGGAGCAGGAGCAUCAAUGACUUCUUGAGCUUGAUCGGGGAGCCGUUCGACUCGACCAGACUCCGCCAGAUUGAUCAGGUGAUCGACACGUUCGCCCGCCUCAACGAGAAGGGCAAACAGCUCCUCAAACAUUACGUCCGCAAGUUCGGCCAGAUGGAGCGUAAGCGGGCACGAGAUAUUCUCCUCCGCGACCGACGCACUCGGCGAGAUGUCAUGGCCAUUCGGAAGCAAAAGGCGUUCACUGGGUACACGUGGAGGCGAGCACCGUCUCCGCCUCGCGUCCCGACGCUUGAAGGGUCGGUCCAGUCAGGGGUACCCUUCCGGGAACAGUUCAUGUACGAUGGUUACCCGCCGGCGUACGGGAUGCAGCCACUGUACUGGGACGGAAAUGGCCAGUGCGAGAUUGCCGGGAGGCGGUGUUGGGAUCCUGCUUCAUACCAGCAACAACAGCCUCUGGGGAGGUCGUAUUACUGGGAAAGGGGGUUUCUGUGAGCCUUGUCCUAGAGGAGGGAACAGGGAUAAAACGGCACAAAAGGGAAUGCAUGGCCAGUGGCAAGAAAAAUG
This is a messenger RNA of Sodiomyces alkalinus F11, 2109 nucleotides long. Its product is annotated as serine/threonine-protein kinase cbk1. The coding region runs from base 1 to 2037 and encodes 678 amino acids. The record is from RefSeq and is a predicted model, not a curated record. Lineage: Eukaryota; Fungi; Ascomycota; Sordariomycetes; Glomerellales; Plectosphaerellaceae. The transcript is spliced from 7 exons. Gene Ontology annotation, molecular function: ATP binding; protein serine/threonine kinase activity. Gene Ontology annotation, biological process: peptidyl-serine phosphorylation; intracellular signal transduction.